Molecule: messenger RNA, 1054 nt
Organism: Perca fluviatilis (European perch)
Lineage: Eukaryota; Metazoa; Chordata; Actinopteri; Perciformes; Percidae
Product: protein THEM6-like
Exons: 3
Coding region: 165-776 (203 amino acids)
Source: RefSeq, a predicted model, not a curated record
UGCGUCAGUUAUGCUUUUAUUUUGAAGGCUGUAGCCGAAGUAUAUUAAAAGGGUAUCAAAACUAUCUUGUUGUACAGCACGCGUUGCGUAGAGAGCUGGUGCUGGUAUGCUGUCGACUCCGCAGAUCUGAGUGGAAUCAGGAGGAAUCAGGAAUCAGCAGAGAGAUGUGGUGGGUCCUGUGGGUGCUCGCCGCCUUGCUGGUUCUCUUCUGCAGUCUGGAUGUGUGGUACUUCCUCCGGGUAGCUGCUGUGAUUCUCCGGGCUUGGUUCCAGCCUCCAAUCUGGGAUGUCACAGCAGAGCAGAUCCAAACAGGCCGGGUCACUCCCCAUGACAUUGACAUGUGCCACAUGAACAAUGCUCGUUACCUCCGGGAGUGUGACUUUGCCCGCUUCUCUCUCUACAUACGUAAUGGUGUGUUCAAGGCGUUGCGAGCACUCAAAGCUUCAAUGGUAGUGGGGGCCACCACCAUCCGUUACCGCAGGGCUCUGUGUAUAGGUGAGGGGUACGAGCUGCGGAGUCGUAUCGUCACUUGGGAUGACAAAGCCUUUUUCCUGGAGCAGAGAUUUGUGUCAACAAAAGAUGGGUUGGUGUGUGCUGUCAUGUACUGCAAGCAGAGCAUCAUACGCAGCAGCCCAGACAAGAUCAUGCAGCACCUGUGUAAGCGGAAGGUUGAGUGCCCUGAGUUUCCAGAGGACCUUCAGCACUGGGUCAACUUCAUCUCGGCCAGCAGCCAGGCCCUCCGAGCCGAGAGUGGACUAGACGAGAAGAACAAAUAAGACAUUGCAUGGGCAGCUUUAAGACUGGCUUUUUGUAAGACCAUCUCAGGAUUAAAAAGGCAUUGGUUUUCUGUUCACAUUACUUGACUUAAACACAGUCGUGCCUACGCAUCUGAAAUGAGCGUUACUUAGACCCCAAUACUUACCUAUGUCAACACUGGAAGAACUAGCACAGCAGGCUAAAAAACCAAUUACUCUUCAGUAAUAAUAAAGUAAUAUGAUUGUACAAAGUCUAUCUUCGUGUACUAUGGCAGCAAUAAAAACAAACUGAUUUUGAA